Molecule: messenger RNA, 5496 nt
Organism: Penicillium pulvis
Lineage: Eukaryota; Fungi; Ascomycota; Eurotiomycetes; Eurotiales; Aspergillaceae
Product: Urea carboxylase
Exons: 2
Coding region: 1-5496 (1831 amino acids)
Cellular component (GO): mitochondrion
Molecular function (GO): metal ion binding; urea carboxylase activity; ATP binding
Source: RefSeq, a predicted model, not a curated record
AUGGCUUCAAAAACUUUCACCGGAAGUGAAGAGCGGCCUCUGACAAUUCGCGAAUGGCGUGAACUACAAGAGACUAUUUCUGAGCCAACGCACCUUUUAUCUUUGCUCGAGCGAGCAAAGCCGAAUACAUCAAAUGCGUGGAUCUCGUUGGCCACGCCGGAACAACUUAUUACACAAUGGGAGAAUAUCACUGAGCUUCGAGCCCAGGGGAAAGAUCUUCCACUAUUCGGCGUGCCAUUCGCUGCGAAGGAUAACAUUGACGCCGCCGGGUUCUGCACGACGGCUGCAUGUCCGUCUUUUGGGACUGAGCCUGUCACUACCGACUCAACAGUUGUGCAAAGGUUGAAGUCGCGAGGAGCAAUUAUCAUUGGCAAAACAAACCUUGACCAGUUCGCCACGGGACUUGUCGGUACGCGUUCACCGUAUGGGGCUGUAGCCAAUUCCUUCGAUCCAAAUCGAGUCAGUGGCGGCAGCAGCUCGGGGAGUAGCGUGGUUGUCGCUCAAGGCCUGGUCCCGUUCUCUCUUGGCACAGAUACAGCAGGAUCAGGUCGGGUCCCAGCAGGGUUCAAUAAUCUUGUCGGACUCAAGCCCACGCGUGGCGCUUUGAGUGCACAUGGCGUGGUACCAGCGUGCCGUUCUCUUGAUUGUGUUUCUAUCUUCGCCUUGACUCUCGAUGAUGCUGAACUCGUACUGCAACUGUCAGAGGGCUACGAUGCUCAAGAUGCGUACUCGAGAGAUCGUGCCCGCUGUGCGACUGACAGGUCUCCCCGAGGAGCCUUGCCUUCACAGCCGACAUUAGCUAUAUGUUCCCAUCCUGAGUGGUUCGGCCGUUCUGAGCAGGCUGCUGCAUACCAGAUGGCAUUGACUAAGGCUGAAGCGCUUGGAUGGAAGCUAGAGCCUGUUGAUUUCACACCCCUAUUCUCUCUUGCCAGCUUCCUCUACGAGGGCCCGUGGGUUGCCGAGCGAUAUGCUGCAAUCGACAAGUUCAUCCGCUCCAUGCCAGCCGAGGCCAUGGACCCGGUCGUUCGGAACAUCCUCAUGAAAGCUGAGAACUUUUCUGCUACAGACCUUUUCACAUGCGAGUACCGUCGUAAAGACCUGUCCCGUGAAAUCGAGCAGAUCUUCGGGCGAUAUGAUGCGCUGCUGGUGCCCACGACUCCUACUUUCCCUUCGAUGCAAGAUCUCAAGGAUGAGCCGGUCAAGGCCAACAGCCAGCUGGGUACGUAUACAAACUUCGUGAAUUUCAUGGACUGGUCUGCCCUAGCAAUUCCUGCUGGUUGGAGAGAAGACGGUCUGCCUUUCGGUAUUACACUGAUAGGAGAAGCGUGGGAAGAGCCCCGAUUGUUGGAUCUCGCUCGCCGCUGGAUGUCCGAUACACCGUGCUUGCUGGGAGCAACGGGUGUGAAACAUCAAGAGGCUUGCUUUGAGCGCACUGUCGCCUCCGAUGCUAUGCAAUUGGCGGUAGUCGGUGCCCAUCUUUCUGGCUUCCCUCUGAACGAGGACUUGGUCUCGCGCGGCGCAACCUUGAUCACUGCUACGACCACAGCGCCGUGUUAUCAGCUAUUCGCACUGCAAAAAAUGGACUCAAACGCAGUAUCCAAACCUGGGCUAAAAAGGGUUGCUGAUUGUGGAGAGUCCAUCGAAGUGGAGGUUUGGAACAUGCCGGCCAACAAAAUGGGCAGCUUUCUCGGUACUGUUACAGCACCCUUGGGCAUCGGUUCGAUUGAGUUGAAAGACGGCCAAUGGGUUCACGGGUUUAUCUGUGAGCCAAUCGGUCUCGAGAAUGCAGAGGAUGUCACUAGCUUUGGUGGAUGGCGAGGUUACAGCCAGUCGCUCAACACUUCUACCAACGAAUCAUCUCGGGCUGCAUCUGCUACGCCUGCAACGAGUCUUGGUGAGAAGCGGAUCAGAACUGUCUUAGUGGCAAACCGCGGGGAAAUUGCACUGCGCAUCAUUCAAACUCUUCGUGCGAUGGGAAUUAUGUCCGUUGCUAUUUAUUCAAGUGCCGAUGCACGCGCGCCACAUGUCACCGAAGCCGAUGCUGCACUUCCGCUGGUUGGAAACACGGUAUCUCACACUUAUUUGAACAGCAAGCAGAUCCUGAACUUAGCCAUGAAAGCCAAUGCCGAUGCUGUCAUUCCCGGAUAUGGGUUCCUUUCAGAGAAUGCCGACUUUGCUACCGCCGUUGAAGCUGCAGGUCUGGUGUGGGUUGGACCAACUCCACAGCAGAUGAGUGAUUUGGGCUUGAAGCACCGUGCUCGUGAAAUCGCUCUUACGGCCGGAAUUCCUAUUGUUCCCGGAAGCAAAGGUCUGGUCAUCAGCCUAGAAGAUGCACUGGCAGAAGCAGAGAGAAUCGGUUAUCCAGUGAUGGUUAAAAGCACCGCUGGUGGAGGUGGAAUCGGCCUCCAGAGAUGUGCGGACAUUGAUGCACUCCGAGAGGCAUUUGAUGGUGUUCGUCUAUUAGGACAGGCCAAUUUUGGAGAUGAUGGGGUUUUCAUCGAGCACUUCAUUGAUCGGGCCCGACACAUCGAGGUCCAAAUACUGGGUGAUGGGGCUGGUCGAGUUAUUUGUGCUGGUGAGCGGGACUGUUCGCUACAGCGUCGAAACCAGAAAGUGGUAGAAGAAUCUCCUGCUGGAUUUGUUCCAGUCGAAGUACGAGCGGAUAUGCGCCGCGCUGCCGCUGCCCUGGUAGCUUCCUUGCAAUACCGCAAUGUUGGUACCGUUGAAUUUAUCUUCGACAUCGAUACCGAGAAGUUCUACUUUCUGGAGAUGAACACGCGUCUGCAGGUCGAGCAUCCGGUGACUGAGGCUGUGACGGGUCUUGACCUUGUUGAGUGUAUGAUGCGCAUUGCCAUGGAUGAUUGUACAACUCUUUUCCCACAGCAAGUAAACGAGAUUCCUGUCUCCGGUGCAGCAGUUGAAGUUCGUGUCUAUGCCGAAAGUCCUCUUCAAGAAUUUCGACCUUCCCCUGGAACGCUCUUGAACGUGGAGUUUCCAUCCGGUGUCCGCGUUGACACUUGGGUCAGUUCGGGCCAGGAGUUAUCGUCAUCUUUUGAUCCAAUGAUUGCAAAGAUAAUCGCACACGGUGAUGACCGUUCUGCAGCUCUUCGAAAGCUCUCAGAAGCUCUGACAAAGACAACAAUCACAGGCGUGGAAACAAACAUGAGAUACCUGCAGCAAAUAAUUGCUUGGGACGCGUUCCAUUCCGGAGCCUUUACGACAGGGUCGCUCAAUAGCUUCCCAUACGAGGCUCAAGUAGUCGAAGUUAUCGAUGGUGGGUCCGACACAGCUGUACAGGACUUCCCUGGCCGGCAAGGUCUAUGGCAUAUCGGCGUGCCACCCUCCGGUCCAAUGGAUUCCUACUCAUUCCGUCUCGCCAACAAAAUAGUGGGCAAUGAUGAGCAUGCUGCAGGACUCGAGUGCUCGUUCCAGGGCCCGACACUGCUCUUCCACUCCCCUACUAUCGUGGCUGUCGUUGGUGCCAAUGCCCCUGUCACAUUGGACGAGGAGGAAAGGGAGCACGGAAUGGCUAUAAGUGUUGGAGCCGGACAGAAACUUUCCAUCGGGACAGCCACCAACGGCUCUCGAGUUUAUCUCGCUAUUCGAGGCGGCAUCCAGGUCCCGGAAGUUCUAGGCAGCCGUUCAACAUUUGCUAUCGGCCAUCUCGGAGGACACAAUGGACGUAGUCUUCGCAUCGGUGAUCUCCUUCCAAUGGCGCCUGCUACCAAGAAGGAAUUCCCGUUGCUCAAGGCUCCACUUAUGGUCCUGCCGUCAAUUGAGAACCGAGAAUGGGUCGUUGGUGCGAUUCCUGGGCCACACGGUAGUCCGACUCAUUUCACACAAGAUGGGCUUGGAGAACUUUUCAAUGGAAUAUGGACCGUCCACUAUAAUAGCAACCGUCUGGGCAUCCGUUUAACCGGGCCCCGUCCAGAAUGGGCAAGGGAAACCGGUGGUGAUGCUGGUUUGCAUCCCUCCAACAUCCACGAUAGCCCUUAUUCGAUCGGAAAUGUGAGUUUCACAGGUGACGAAGCAGUUGUUUUGACAGCAGACGGGCCGAGUCUGGGUGGGUUUGUCGCCUUUGCCACGAUCGCGGAGGCCGAGAUGUGGAAAUUUGGUCAGAUGCGACCGGGCGAUCACCUUCGGUUGCACCCGAUAUCUCUUGAUGAUGCAAAGACGCUUGCAAGAAAUUUUGAUCACUCAAUCGCUACUCUGAGCCCACUGAAAAACACAUAUCUCCAGCAGACAAACUCUGUGGCCAUAACCAGUGCGAUAGUAAAGGAUAUUUCCGAAGCUGGCCGCUUCAUUCGAUGCAGCCAGGCAGGUGAUCGAGCCUUGCUACUUGAUUUUGGCACCGAAGAUAAUUUCACGAUGCGGCAGACAUUUCACAUGAUGAGCUUCAUUGACAAACACCGAUCCUCUCCAAUUUUAGGUGUUGAGGAGCUCACCUCGGGGGUUCGAAGCCUGCAUGUUCGCUUAGAAGCGAAUUUCUCAUUACCUCAAGUCCUUGAUGCGCUAACCGCACACGAGGUCUCGCUUGGAACGGAGCUUCCAUCUCGACUACCCUCACGGAUCGUGCGUAUGCCUCUUGUUUUCGAUGACGAGAGGAGCCGCAAAGCAAUCGCCCGCUAUACAUCGACAAUUCGUUCGUCGGCACCGUAUCUGCCCAGCAACAUCGAGUUCUUGCAGAAACUGAACGGACUUGAAAGUCCCGAUCAGGUGGAAAGCAGUUUGUAUGAAGGCGCAUUUCUCGUAUUGGGCCUUGGUGAUGUGUACCAAGGGUCUCCGUGUGCCAUUCCACUAGAUCCCCGUCAUCGACUCUUCGGAACGAAGUACAACCCGUCCCGUUCAUUUACUCCUCGUGGUGCUGUCGGUAUUGCCGGUCAAUACCUAUGCAUUUAUGCGACAGACUCGCCUGGCGGGUAUCAGCUCGUAGGUCGUACGGUUCCCAUCUGGGAUGAGUUCCACAAGUCCGAACUGGGCGAGAAGUCCCCGUGGACAUUUUCACUUCUGGAUCAGAUUCGUUUCUACCCCGUGAGCGAAGAAGAACUUUCUGCAGCAGAAGCAAAUGGAACUUCUAGCGAUCUCAUCAAGAUUUCUGACACUGAGCUCGACCUCGACGAAUAUGAAAAGUGGUUGGGAGAGAACGAGGAGGAUAUCACCGCUGUGCGGGAGCAACGAUCAAAGUCAGUCCAUGAAGCGAAAUUCUUUGACGAUCUACUCAAACCAUACGAUCCGAUCGCAAUGCGACCAAGUCUGGGACAGGGAAGCUAUGAAUCCAUGAAUGGAGAGCGGGUGAAGGCACUUUUACCUGGACGAUGUUUCCGUUGCACUGUCGAGGAGGGAGACCAUGUUCAAGCAGGAGACGCUCUGUUCUGGAUUGAGUCCAAUAAAAUGGAGGUCAAAAUUUGUGCACCAGUCAGUGGGAAAUGUGUGAGAGUGCUGGUGGAAGAGGGAGACAUUCUUGGGCCCAGUGACGAUGUUAUUAUUAUUCAGUAA